AUGUGGAACAACUCUAGCUUUCAGGCACUUGGAAGAUGUAAAGUGAAAACAAAUCCUGUCACAAAAAGAAAGUACAUGGUCAAUUUUGUGAUCGUUGAAGAAAAUCUUACUCCACUACUGAGUCGUAGAGCUGCUGAGAAAAUGGGUCUGAUAACUAUUAACUAUCACAACUUUGAACAAGUAAGCACUGUUCUGCCUACUAAUGUGUUUGUGCAAGAAUUCCCUGAAGUGUUCUCUGGUAAACUUGGGAAUCUUCCUGGCAAGAAAGUUCAUCUAACUGUAAAUCCUGAUGCGGAUCCUGUAAUCCGACCUGCUCGUACUAUACCUGAAUCUCUUAAAGCUGAUCUCAAAACUAAGCUUGAUGAACUUGUCUGUACUGAAGUUAUUACUCCUGUUGACAAACCUACAGAUUGGGUUAGUCAAAUGUCUAUUGCAAAGCGCAAAUCUGGAGACAUAAGAAUCUGUAUAGAUCCAAGACCUCUGAAUGAAGCUCUGAAACGAGAACAUUAUAUGCUCCCAGUACUCGAUGAUAUUUUACCUGAAAUAUCACAAGCUACUAAGUUCUCUACAUGUGAUCUGAAGAAUGGAUACCUUCAUUGUGAACUUGACGAAGAAUCAAGUCUUCUUACCACCUUUGCUACUCCUUUUGGAAGAUAUCGUUGGCGUCGUUUACCAUUUGGGUUAAAUGUGAGCAGUGAAAUCUUCCAGAAAAGACUCCAUCAAGCCUUGGAAGGUUUGGAAGGUGUUCGAUGUGUAAUAGAUGACAUAAUCGUCUGGGGUCACACUGAUGAUGAACACGAUUCUCGUGUAAGAACACUUUUGGAACACUGUCGUAACAUUGGUAUAUCUCUCAAUGCCGAAAAGUGUCAUUUUGGAGCAGACGAAAUAUCUUUCAUGGGACACAUUGUGAGUAAUCGUGGUCUCAAACCUGAUCCUGCUAAAAUUGAAGCUCUUGUAAAGAUGGAACCACCCACUGAUAAGGAAGGCGUUGAAAGGCUUAGAGGUAUGGUGAACUACCUGUCUAAGUUUCUUCCUAACUUGUCGGAUGUGAUGCAACCUAUUAGCAUGCUCUCUCACCAAGAUGUUGAAUGGUCAUGGACUAGCAUACAAGACAAAGCUUUCAGCAAACUAAAAACACUUUUAACAGAAGCUCCUGUACUUGCUUAUUUCGAUGACAAGAAACAUUUGGUAAUCCAGUGUGAUGCUAGCAGUAAAGGUUUAGGUGCUGUACUUCUCCAAGACUCGAAACCAUUAGCUUAUGCUAGUAGAGCCCUUACUGAUGCUGAAACAAGAUAUGCCACAAUUGAAAAGGAAAUGUUGGCAAUCAUCUUUGCACUUGAAAAGUGGCAUCAAUUCACAUAUGGCCGUCCAAUCACUGUAUUCACUGACCAUAAACCACUUGAAAGUAUCUCUAAAAAGCCAAUCGAUAGAGCACCGAAACGUCUACAAGGUAUGCUUUUACGUGCACUUGCGUAUGGUAUUGAAGUAAAGUACCUUGAAGGAAAACAGAUGUACAUAGCUGACACUCUGAGCAGAACACAUCUACCUGAAAAAGUAGGUCAAGAAGAGUUUGAAACAGUAAAUGCUGUUACUUACCUCACUAUGCCAGAAGAAAGAAUUGAUGAAAUUCGAAAGAAGACAAAUGAAGAUUCAACACUACAGCUCUUAUCAAAUACCAUUCAAAAUGGUUGGCCUGACAAUAAAUCCACUUUGUCACCUUUGAUCACUCCUUUCUUCAGUGUUCGCGAUGAACUUGGAGUAACUGAUGGACUAAUAUUUAGGGGUGAAAGACUCGUAAUUCCUAAAAUUAUGAGAUCUGAAAUCAAGAAAGACAUUCAUGUUGGACACUAUGGCAUAGAAGGUUGUCUCAGAAGAGCACGAGAAUAUGUAUAUUGGCCAGGCAUGAGCCAAGAGAUUAAAGAGUGGAUUGGCACUUGUGAAACCUGUCACGACUUCGAACAAUCUCAACCGAAUGAAACUCUCAUGAGUUAUGAUAUUCCUGAAAGAGCAUGGGAAAAAAUUGGAACUGAUUUACUUUCCUAUCAUGGUAAAGACUACCUGAUAACUGUCUGCUACAAGUCAAACUUUUGGGAAAUUGAUCGUUUGUAUGACACAAAAGCUAAAACUGUCAUUACAAAAUUGAAAGCUCACUUUGCAAGAUAUGGCAUUCCAGAUUAUAUAGUAAGUGACAAUGGUCCACAAUUCUCAUCGGACGAAUUUCACAAAUUCAUGAAGAAAUGGGGAAUCACUCACACACCCACCUCACCAUAUAACAGCAAAGCAAAUGGUAAAGUUGAAUCAGCUGUUAAAUCUGCCAAAAGAAUGCUGCGGAAAACAUCAAAGUCACAUGAAGACCAAUAUCUCGCACUACUGAACAUUAGAAACACCCCUACCCAAGGUGUUGACAGCAGUCCUGCUCAAAGACUUUUAGGAAGAAGAACAAAAACAAUACUGCCAACUUCAAGAAAUCUUCUCAAACCAGGAAACAUACAGAAUGAACGUGAAACUGAACAACUGAGGUCAAACCAAAAGCGACAAGCUAACUACUAUAACAAAUCAGCACAUGAUUUGCCUGUACUUAAAAAAGGCGAUACUGUAAGAAUGAAACCUUUCAGAACAGGUGAAAAGUUCUGGAAAAAAGCUGAAGUUACUCGUAGAUUGGAUGAAAGAUCAUAUGAACUUCGAUCUGGUGAAACUUUUUAUCGACGUAACAGAGUACAUUUGAAAAAGACGCAUGAACCUGCACUAGACAAUGUGUUGACUAACUUUCCGUUUGAAACAGUUGAACCAAAUUACCGUGUCGAGAAACCAUGUCACCAUGAAUCAACUCGUGAAAUCCCUGCAAGAGAAACCCUGAGUAUGUCUGGACCCAGCACAUCCAGAUUUGGUCGUACCAUCAAACAGCCUACUAGAUGGAAGGACUAUGUUAAAUAA
This is a messenger RNA of Gigantopelta aegis, 2934 nucleotides long. RefSeq lists its product as uncharacterized. Gene Ontology annotation, biological process: DNA integration. Lineage: Eukaryota; Metazoa; Mollusca; Gastropoda; Neomphalida; Peltospiridae. The record is from RefSeq and is a predicted model, not a curated record. The transcript has a single exon. Gene Ontology annotation, molecular function: nucleic acid binding. Bases 1 to 2934 code for a protein of 977 amino acids.